AGCAAAAGUGGAACAAAUAGAAAUCCCCCCAAAGUAUUUAAAGAAUUAGCUCCUCUACCUUUGCACGGUUUUAGACGUAUGCUGAUGUUAAAUCGCCCCCUCUGAUAUAGGUUAGCACAAAACAGAUGAAGCUAUUUUCACAGAAUGUGUGUACAGUAUAUUUAAAAAUCCCACUAUGGUCACAUACCAUAUAUGCAGGAAUGUGUUUUCACAGCUAACUGAGGAACAGCUUGGCUUGUGGUAACAAGCUCACUGCUUGAUUGCAUCACAUCCGAGGGAGAGAACCAGAGGGUGGUGCUUUUUUUUUCUUUUCAUAGAGUGGGCCAUCGCUUCCACCGAGGACUCUAGGAAAUGAAUCUUAUACUAUUCCUGCUUUUGGCACUGACAGCUAGCUGGACUGGAUUUGUUCAAUGUGAAGACAACGAAGAAACAGAGCAGGAGUUUGCCGUUACAGACUCACUAACUUCCGAAGCAGUGGGUGAAGAAGAAAACUCAGAGAAUCAUGGGAAUGGUGUAGGCUCUGGAGAUGGGAAGAUCCAGGAUUUAGACUCCGCACCAAACAGUGACUCAAACACUGAACAAACAGAUAUAAAUGAGGAAACAAAGCAGACUACUGAAGCAAAUACAGACACAGAGGAUCUCAACCCAGUCAUGAUCAUCAUAACUCUAGUUCUCACACUGGUCGUCAUCUCUGUGAUCGUGUGUGUAGUCAUGAUCUAUCGCAGGUUGGGCAUAAAAGUUGCUGACACAAAAGAAGAUCCUUAUCUGGAUCAUGAAGACCAUGAAAAGGUGCCAAUGCCCAUGUUUGAGGAUGAUAUCCCAUCAGUGAUGGAGCUAGAAAUGGAAGACCUAGAAAAUUGGAUGGCAAAAGAUGGAGGCAAGAAAGUGGACACUGGCCAAAUAUAAUGAAUAGCUUUUCAGUACUGGCUGUGGACCUGAUGCUUUUUCAUGUGUCCUCAUAUCUUUGCACAGUGUACAUGUUGUGGUAUACUUAGGUACAUGUAAUUCAGAUACUUAUAAGAAGACAUUUGCUAAUGCUUUUAGAUUAUGUUUCAUAGUGAUAUAACUUUAUAUAAAAACAUAUUUGUAAAAUAAUAAACACUGCUGCGUAAAGACCAUUGCUGUUUGGAUGAAAAAGAACAAACAAAAAUAAACAGAUACAUAUUUUUUUGUCUGUUGCACUGAACGGGAUACAACAGCUCUACUGUAAGUCAAUGUGGUCUUCUGUGUACUUUUGAUAUUGAUGUUUUCACCACUUUUUGAGUACAACAAAAUAAUAAACCAUGUUGUUUCUUUAUAAUGUAAUAAUCAUUCUUGUCUUUAUCUAAAUGCAAUGACUGCAACAGAACUUCAAAACUAAGAAGCAUUCCAUCAUUCCAUUUUAAUUAAAAAAACACGAACAUUUUAACCUAUGUAAAUAUUAUUGCAUAAGUUGUAUUUUCUUAUUUUUUAUACAUCAUUGCAAGUUUGAGUUUACAAUUUAUAAUGAAACUUAAUACUUCUUAAGAAAACACCAACACAUUUCCUGCUAUGUACUGUUUUUUUUUUUUUUAUAUUAAAAGAGGAAAUA
Messenger RNA from Onychostoma macrolepis, 1570 nucleotides. RefSeq names its product transmembrane protein 154 (gene tmem154). NCBI's taxonomy places the organism in Eukaryota, Metazoa, Chordata, Actinopteri, Cypriniformes, Cyprinidae. The record is from RefSeq and is a predicted model, not a curated record. Bases 352 to 906 code for a protein of 184 amino acids. The transcript is spliced from 11 exons.